CUGGCGUUGGAUGAGUUCCAUUAAUCUGCGAAAUUAGGCGAUUUUUGAGAAAGUGUGUUUUAACCGCUGCUUUAUCUUUUGAACAUAGUUUCGUGGCAUGUUAAACGUGUUGACGCGUAAAUAAUUUUGUAGGACCAUUGAACAAUAUUUUUCGGACUUGUUUAUGGUGGAUUAACGCUCCGGACGUGCUCCCCGUCUCCAACAACGAGUCUCCAUAUUGAGAAAAAGUGUGUAUUAACAGAUAUAUCCAUCUGAGCUUCAAGAGAUACAAGAUCUCGUCUUCAGAAGCGGUUCCACCGCUGAAGGAGCAUCAAAAUGGCUCACGGGACGUUGCCAUAUAGCAACAUAGUCAUCCCCAGUGCACCCAACUGGUUCGAGACAAAAAUUAUGGUUUAUUCACCAGAUGAUACACUAAUUUAUGGUACUAGAUGUGACUUAAUGGUAUUUAAGGAUAUCGCCAGUAAAUCAGCUUUACCAAGGUUCCAUAUCAUGAAACAUGCUCACUCAAAGAGAAUCACAAGCUUGGCCAUAAAUCCUAAAUGGAGUGAAAAACAGCUUCUUGUCACAGCAGGCGAGGAUAAAUUUGUUAAGCUCUGGGAUAUGGCACAUUAUGAUACUAUGGGAAUGCACCAACAACAUUUGCAAAGCGAGAAGGUUAUAGCUGCUGAAUUUUGUGGCUCUGACAAAAUCCUGAGUGUGUCCAAUGAUGGUCAUGUUGUCUUAUGGAACUACAUCCGUAACGAAAUGUCACAUUUGUCAAAUAUUUUUGGCUCCGUAAAGGUUACAGUGACAGGCUGCUCAAUUUGCCCCCACAAUCCAAAUGUUGCUGCAUUUGGUUUGAAAACUGGCCUUAUUUUAAUUGUUGAUCUGAAAGGCAAAGGCAGCAUCAUUUCCAAAUUACGUGGACAUGAUAAAGAAGUUGUGGAUCUAGACUGGUGUCCGAUACCAUUUAACAUCUUCCCAAAUGAUCCAAAAAACAAAGUUGUCAUAAGCCCUCAGCAAUUUAUUGCUGCCCGAGGCAAGAGCCAUGAAAGUAUUGUAGAGGACGAAACAGUAUCAAACGUGUCAACCAGCAUUGAAAAAAUCCCAACACUAGAACAACAAAUUGGGGCUACUGUAAGCAAGAUCAGCACCAUGGCUGAUUUUCAAGAACUAGAGAUUACUGCCAGCACCGAGAGUGUAGUAACUAGCAGCGAGAGUCAGAAAAAUCAGCAACAUGUUGCUGAGACAGUGCCACUACAUCUUCUGGUAGUGAUACCCAAAAGGUAGACCAGAAACAUGUAGCUGCAAAGAGCCCAGGGGAAUCAACUAGUGAUGAUAGUCAAAAUGACGAGAGAAGUGAAACUUCCCUGAGUGAUUCAUCACCAAGUUUGGUAGGCUCACCACCAGAUAUGACUGGAACAGAACAAUCGGGCAGGGGCAGAGGGAAAGGAAGAGGAAAAGGUGGAGGAAGUGGCAGCAAGAUGAGGAUUCCAACAAACCCGAAACAUCUGCAGGACCGCAGUUGCGCCGAAGUAAAAGAGAGAACAACAAAAAACUGGACUGGCCGAAACUUGGAACAUCUACAAGUGAUACAGAGGAUAAAGCGUCUAAAUCUGGCCGAAGCACAAGGGCUAGUACAUCCACUAGAACACCACAGCCUUCUAAAGAGGACGCUGUAAAACAGGAUAAAGCGUCUAAAUCUGGCCCAAGCACAAAGGCUAGUACAUCCACUAGAACACCACAGCCUACUCAAGAGGACACUGUAAAACAGGCUCAGGCUAAACUUGAGAAAAGCCUUAACAUUGACCCCUGUGAUGAUGAACACGUUGGUACAACCUAAGGAUACAAAAGUGCCAUGCCCCAAGGAGAAACCUGAACAAACAAGCAUUCUCAAGAAAAGUGAACCACUUCCUUCCUCAGUAGGUUCAGACAAAUCUGCUACUGAUGCUGAAUCUAAGAUCAGCAGCGAGUCAUUGUCAACAAUUGUUGAAGAGCCCUCCUUCUUAGGACGAAGACCACUUAAUCCGUCAAAUUUGGCCAUGUUAGAUCUUAUAACCCUCCCACCUUCUGCCAGUAGGCCAUAUUGUGCCAAGUGCGGCAGCGAGAAG
Molecule: messenger RNA, 2090 nt
Organism: Acanthoscelides obtectus
Lineage: Eukaryota; Metazoa; Arthropoda; Insecta; Coleoptera; Chrysomelidae
Source: the annotation of a GenBank genome assembly